Messenger RNA from Erythranthe guttata (spotted monkey flower), 2673 nucleotides. The record is from RefSeq and is a predicted model, not a curated record. NCBI's taxonomy places the organism in Eukaryota, Viridiplantae, Streptophyta, Magnoliopsida, Lamiales, Phrymaceae.
CAGGAUUGAUUACACCCCCUAACCAAACACCCCCCCACCCCCCACACACGGCCUUUUACAUUAUCCCUAUUCCGAUUUUCUCCAAUUCCCCAAAUCAAUUAAUCAAUCAUAUAUCCGCAAUUUUCAAUCGAGAGAAAAAAAAAAUGAACACUCGGAACAUUUGAACUAAUCGAUUUCAAUUCAACCUCUAUCUCUCCCUCCCCUAAAUCUCAAACCCUAAUUCUUCAAUCGAUCGAUCUACACACAGAUACAUCAACGGGGGGAGGAAUUGAUCGGAAACCGAAGAUGGCGGCGACGUUCCAAGGCCAGGAUAAGGUUUUGGCCACCGCGCAGCGGAUCGUGCAGUCGCUCGGCAGCAACUCCUCCGACACGGAGGACAUGCUGCUCAUCCUUUCCGCCUUCGACAACCGCCUCUCCAACCUCUCUUCCUUCGUCUCCUCCGACGAGAAUCCGUCCUCCUCCGCCGCCGCCGCCGAUGCGGCGGCGGCGGCGGCCGAAUCGCAGCCCCUGGAUCCCCGAUUCCUCGAGGCCGAGCGGGUCAUUUUGAACGACGCCUAUUCUACUGAGUAUUCCGACGAGUACUUGCUGGCGGUUGACGAGAUGAUUCAGUUGACCGAGGAGUGCAACCUCAACGCUGUCGAAGCCGGCGAUGGUGUCAUGGAUCGCGCCGUCGUCGCCCUGCAAAUCGGUAUGACUCGAUUGGAGGAAGAGUUCCGCCACGUGCUGAUCCAGAACACCGUCCCCCUCGACACCGACAGGCUCCACCGCUCCUCCCUCUCCUCCUCCGCCGCCGCUCUCGCGAUUGCCGCCACUGAAUUCUUCAACGAUGAUGCUAGCGAGAGUCUCGAUGACCUGAGCAGCGGGCGGUACAGCCGUCACAGCCAUGGCAGGGGUGUGAGCUUUGGUGGGGAUGACAUGUGCCUUGAAUUGAUCCACCCGGAUGCUGUGAUUGAGCUGAGGGAGAUUGCGGAUCGGAUGAUCCGAUCUGGGUACGAAAAGGAAUGCUGCCAGGUCUACUGUAAUGUCCGCCGUGAUGUUCUUGAUGAAUGUAUGGCGAUUCUUGGGGUGGAGAAAUUGAGCAUCGAGGAGGUUCAGAAGAUUGACUGGCGGACCUUGGACGAUAAGAUGAAGAAAUGGGUUCAAGCUCUUAAAGUAGUUGUCCGAGGUCUUUUGUCAAGUGAGAAACAUUUAUGCGAGCAGAUUUUUGCUGGGUCUGAUCUGAUUAAAGAAGUUUGCUUUCUUGAAGCUUCGAAAGGUUGCGUGAUGCAGUUGUUGAAUUUCGGGGAGGCUGUUGCUAUAGGGAAGAGGUCUGCGGAGAAAUUGUUUCGGAUUCUUGAUAUGUACGAUGCAUUGGAUCAAGUUCUGCCGGAUCUACAGGAGCUGUUUAUGGACGAAGAUGCUGGUGAUAUGGUGUGCAGUGAAGCCAAGGGAUUGUUGGAUGGGUUGGGUGAUGCUGCUAUCGGGACUUUCGUGGAGUUUGAGAGUGCAGUUCAAGGGGAGACUUCUAGGAAACCUUUACCUAAUGGCGAGAUUCAUCCACUGGGUCGAUAUGUAAUGAAUUAUACAAAAUUGCUUGUGGAUUAUAGGGGGACUCUCAAUUCACUUUUGGAGAAUGUGGAGGCUGAGUCGGGCCAGCAAGCGAGGGAAAAUACCGAUAAUAAUGCUGAUGUUGAAACCCUGUCCUUCAUUGCUCGCCGUAUGUCGGCAUUGAUUACAUCUUUGGAGUCAAACAUCGAGGAGAAAUCGAAAAUGUACGAUGAUGCUGCAUUGCAGUAUAUAUUCUUGAUGAACAAUAUACUCUACAUUGUGCAGAAAGUGAAGGACUCCGAUCUGCGAAAACUCUUGGGUGAUAACUGGGUUAAGAAACGCAGGGGGCUGGUUCGGCAGUACGCUACACAGUACCUAAGAGCAUCGUGGAGCAAGGUCUUAUCUUGUUUGAAGGAUGAAGGAAUUGGUGGGAGCUCAAGUAAUGCAUCAAAGGUGGCGUUGAAGGAGAGGUUUAAGAAUUUCAACGCUUGUUUUGAAGAUAUUUACAGGAUGCAGACAGCUUGGAAGGUUCCGGAUCCUCAGCUCCGCGAAGAACUUAGGAUAUCCAUUUCCGAAAAAGUGAUUCCAGCUUAUCGCUCGUUUUUGGGAAGGUUUGGAAGUCACCUGGAAAGUGGGAGGCAUGCAGGAAAAUACAUAAAAUACAAUGGCGAGGAUUUGGAGGGCUAUUUGUUGGAUCUGUUUGAAGGAACACCCCUUAUUCUGCACCAUCUAAGAAGGAAAAACUCCUAAAAGUUCACAAGACUCGGGUGACAGGUAUGCUUUCUGGUUUUCAUCGAGGAAUAGUGCGAGACUUUGACUUUCAGCUUGGUGAUGUAUUUAUGUCUGUCAUGUUGGUUGGAUGUGUGUUGAACGCAAAUUUUGUGAAAGAUAUCCUCACCUUUUUAUACUGUAAUAAAAUUUGUACAUUCACCUUGUAAUAUGUGUGGUACUGAAUAUGUAUCGUGUAUUUCUUUCAUGAAUACCAUUUAGAGUCGGACUGGAUAGUAGCUUGGCAUGAUUUGUCCUUUUUUUUCGUUUCUGAAAGUUGCUCGACUCAGCUUCUUAUAAUCAAUUGUAUUACCGUGUAAGACUUUGACUUUUGUAGACUGGUCGUUUUUGGUGUAUGAAAUGUGGUUUUAUCCUGAA